AUGUCUCUAUGUGCGGGGGCUGCGCUCAUCCUGGCUUGUCUGCCGUCCGCCAUGAAGGCUAAUGAUCCUGCGUUGCAGAAACCACCGACUGACGGCAGUCGAUACUGCGCGCGAUCCGCUCGCUACACAGCCCAAUAUCUACAAGCUGCGACAAUUCGAAAGCAUGUGGCUCUGUCUGCUUCCCAGCUUCGCCGAUGCCGAAGUCAAAAGGGUACCGCUCCGGCUUCGAGCUCCUGCUCAAAUACCGGUAGCCACUUUGGCGGCGCUGUCAACUUGUCCCAUUCCCUUCGCUCGGGCCUCGGCAGACCCAUGGCCAAACCUGCGCAACAGAACGUUCGCGUUUCACAACAGCGGCAAGCCCAGAGUUUACCCUACAAUGGGGAGCCCUCCGCAGCUGCCACGUUCCGCUACAAGGCGAAAGCGAAGGAGACGGGCGAGCAGCUUGACGAGGCCAAACGAGCCAGCGCAAAGCUCACAGAAGAGCUUGCUGCUGCCGAAAGUCGCCUUGACGAACUGCGAGAGAGCACCGUCAGCAAGGCCGAGUACAACGAGGUCAAAGGUCUCCUGUUGGAGGCGCGAGAGGAGGUCAAAACACGAGACGCCGAGAUCGACUCCCUCAAGAAACAGCUCCACGCGGAACAGCAAGAAAAAGUCAAACUCCGGGACGCUCUGACGGCGAAACCUUCGCGCUCGGAACAAGCAAACCGCGCGGGAAAACGCGACGCUGCAGGCAACCACGAGGAGGUCGACCCGGCUGCCCAGCGGCAGGAGAGCACAGCCUUUACAGAUGUCGUGUGUGAGCUCGAGAAGCUCCGCAGCUCUGCGAAAGCUAAAGGUGCGUUUAGCGCAAGGCGAAGCACCGCGCUCGUGGGAGGUUACUGUCACUCAACCACCGAAGCAGAGCAGGCAUCCGCCGCCUGCGAUGCAUCCGCCACUAUAGGGGCCGUCUUCCAGAACCGGAGCCAGCCCGUAUGCCUGCCUGCGGACUGCGUGCGUCGCAGACCAACGCGGACGUCAGCUGCAAGAAGAAGUUUCGCAGCUCCGCGAGCGUCUCGCUGCGCAGCGGCGGACGACGGAAAAAGCGCAGCACCAACUCGCGUGCUUCAUGCAGCGGAUGGACGCGCUGCGGCGGCACCGAGCCCAAACUGA
This is a messenger RNA of Besnoitia besnoiti, 1149 nucleotides long. RefSeq lists its product as uncharacterized. The transcript has 4 exons. Lineage: Eukaryota; Apicomplexa; Conoidasida; Eucoccidiorida; Sarcocystidae. Bases 1 to 1149 code for a protein of 382 amino acids. The record is from RefSeq and is a predicted model, not a curated record.